Aureobasidium melanogenum CBS 110374 is the source of this 567-nucleotide messenger RNA. RefSeq lists its product as uncharacterized. Lineage: Eukaryota; Fungi; Ascomycota; Dothideomycetes; Dothideales; Saccotheciaceae. The transcript has a single exon. The coding region runs from base 1 to 567 and encodes 188 amino acids. The record is from RefSeq and is a predicted model, not a curated record.
AUGGAACGGAAUAGUGACAACCUCUUCAUUCUGAGAGCACAGGCAAAGAUUACAGAAACAGAGAAGAUGCUUAAAUGGGUGGUGCGCCAUAUCGAUGACGUCGCAACACUGGAUUUUGCGGACUCUGAGUUCAAUUCCUUGAUCUCCAACGCAAUUCGAAAUCUCGACACAAUUCGCAGCAUCAUCUUGCGGCACGAAGAACCUAUAAAUCUCCAGGUUGAGGCGAUCAAACUAUACGACCACAUACACAGUGCCAAAGGGUACUUGGAGCGAGUCAAGAUGGAGGAAGAUCCCGAGCGAUACUGGCAGCGUCGAUGUGGAUCUUUAGACGAGAUGCUUUCAGGAGUCUCACAGAGACUUAAUCAAUCGAAGCGUGAGGGUGCGAUCUUUGAUAAUAGCGACGAGCGUUUGAAACCACUCAAAGCGAGAAAACUUGGCACUCUAGAGGUUUACCUUGUUACAUAUCUCAGACAGCGAACUGGCCACACUGGACCAUCUUUGACAGUCUUUUGCACAAGUAGUUCCAGAUACUCCGUCUACAUGGUGUGCUCAUACAGAUGUUUGUGA